AUGGAGAUGGAAAAAUCCGCGAGCAGCCAGAUUAAUCCUGAGGACAUUGAAAACCCGGGAUCAAAGAUUAAUUCUUACAUCAAACAGUUUACAACAUUAAGAAAAUCGAUGGAAAAUUCUAAUAAAGAAAUACGGUACUGGCAGAAUCAAAAGGCAAAAUUGCUCGAGAGUAAUAGCAGCAUCGAGAUGAAUUUCGAUAAAUUAACGCAGAGUGUGUCCGAUCUGGAAGAGAAAAUAGUGAAGAAUACAGAGAUCUAUAAUGCGAAGAAGCAGGAAUUGAAAGAAUUACAAAUUGCAAGAACGAAUAUGUUGCACAAGCAAUGGAAUAACUGUUUGUCGGAAACAGGAAGUUACGUGGAUAACUUUUGUCAGUGGAUGAACUACUCUAGGGACAAUUUGAUGAAGGAAUUUAAUAGUCAUCAAAAAGAAUGCGGAAAGGUUCGCACAGAACUUGAGAGUCUAAAACAAAAUGUAAAGAAUAUGAUGAGAGAAUGCGACGCAGAUUACACUGAAGCUAAUGUGGACAAUGACGACUUGUCGAAUCUUAACGGUGCAAUAUCUGACAUCAGAUCGAUCAACAAUGAUUUAACGAGAAACAUCAAAGUGGAGGAGGAUAGAUUAAACAAAAUACAAAACAAAAUAAAGCAAUGCAAAGUCAAACUUCACAAAAUCUAA
Molecule: messenger RNA, 675 nt
Organism: Mycetomoellerius zeteki
Lineage: Eukaryota; Metazoa; Arthropoda; Insecta; Hymenoptera; Formicidae
Exons: 5
Coding region: 1-675 (224 amino acids)
Source: RefSeq, a predicted model, not a curated record